Ictalurus furcatus (blue catfish) is the source of this 1834-nucleotide messenger RNA. RefSeq names its product hydroxylysine kinase, tandem duplicate 2 (gene hykk.2). The transcript has 5 exons. Gene Ontology annotation, molecular function: amino acid kinase activity. The record is from RefSeq and is a predicted model, not a curated record. The coding region runs from base 131 to 1219 and encodes 362 amino acids. Lineage: Eukaryota; Metazoa; Chordata; Actinopteri; Siluriformes; Ictaluridae.
UCGCAAGCGUUUAUAAUACACCAGACCUAUAUACACGCACACACGCACUCACACACACACACACAUCGUUUGCAACUGAUAUAAGGGAAUCACAGUAAACUCUUCACAGAUUAUAUUUUAACCCGGAGUGAUGUCAAUAAAGAAAGAGUCCAAGCCGAACCUGAGCCAUUCCCAGGUGACGGAAAUCACUGCACGUCUUUUUGGGUUAACUGUGUCCACCAUACAUCCUUUGCCCAGUUACGAUGAUCAGAACUUACAUGUGGUGUGUGUGGAUGCUGGUGAUUUUGUGCUGAAGAUCAUGAACUCUUCAGACAGUGAGAACUUGAAACUGCUUGAGCUGCAGACGCACAGCAUGAAUUUCCUGCAGCAGAAUGGAAUUCCGGUUCAGACAGCUCUGUGCACCAUCACAGGGCAGAUGAUGAGUCUGGAGGAGAUUGAUUGUGGAUAUGGCCUGCAGAAAUAUCUGGUGCGUUUGUUGACGUACCUGCCUGGAAUACCGGUGGUCAAAAUCACCUGCACACCACAGCUAUUGUACGAAAUAGGGAAAAUGGCUGCCAUGCUGGACCAGGUUUUACUGCGGAUGGAGCAUGAGAACCUCAAUGUUCUUCGGAGGGAGAACUUCAUCUGGAGUUUGUCCUGCGUUCCUCUGAUAGAAAAUUAUCUCUCUGUGAUGGAUGGAGAUCCAAUGCAGCUCAUCGUUAGAGGAGUUAUUGAUCAGUACCAAAAACAAGUGGUACCAAAACUCCCCUUCUUCCGCAAGUGUAUAAAUCAUGGAGAUCUGAAUGAUCACAACAUCCUUGUGGAGCAGGACAGACUGUCGUGUUACAAGAUCAGCGGGAUUCUGGAUUUUGGCGAUAUGAGCAGCGGUUAUUUCGUGUUCGAGCUGGCAAUCAUGAUCAUGUACAUGAUGAUUGAGAGUGCGAAUCCGCUGGAAGUCGGAAGUCUGUUGAUCGCAGGGUUCGAGACCAUCCAUCCUCUGAAUGCUGAUGAAAGAGACGCUUUGUAUACGCUGGUGUUGAGUCGGUUCUCUCAGUCGCUGGUUUAUGCACGUUCUGCAGUUCUCCAGCAGCCAGAAAAUAAAGAGUACCUGAUGGUCACCUCAAAACAUGGAAUUAGACUCCUCCAGAUUCUGUGGGAAAAAGGAAAAGAGGAAGUGGAGAAAGUGUGGUUUGAAGGUGCUGCAAAAAUGCCAAUGCUAACUGAUAACUUUAAUCCCUGAAGCCUAAACGCUAAACAUUAAUCGCUAAUCCCAACAUGCGCAACUGCAACUGCUAACACUUACACUAACGCUGCACCUGAACCUACAGCGGUGCUUGAAAUUUUUUGAAAGACUUUUCUAUAUUUCUGCAUAAAUAUGACCUAAAACAUCAUCAGAAGUCCUUAAAGUAGACAAAGAGAUCCCAGUUAGACAAAAAUAUCAUUCUUGGUCAUUUAUUCACUGAGGAAAAUGAUCCAGUAUUUCAUAUCUAUGAGUGGCAAAAGUAUGUGAACCUCUAGGAUUAGUAGGAUUAGCAGAAGGUGCUUGAUAAUAUAAUAUUACUCGAUAAUAUUGUUUUUAGCCAUGAAAAUUAUACAUGAUCAAAUGACUUUAAUUACAAAAAUAUUAAAUAUUGCAAUGAUUUUCAUUUUGUUAUGGUGACUGAAAUGAUUGAAUGAAAAUGCUACAAUACUUUCACUAUUUUAGCGUGUUAAAUAUAGACUCUAACGACCUGAAUAUGUAAUAAUGAUUGGUGAAACAUGUAGGUCCUAUGCGUUUAAGGGUUAAACAGUAUUACUCUGAUGUGUGUUUGCUAAUUAAAUGACACUGUAACUGAAUAAACUAAUUUCUAUCAAA